Molecule: messenger RNA, 672 nt
Organism: Saccoglossus kowalevskii
Lineage: Eukaryota; Metazoa; Hemichordata; Enteropneusta; Harrimaniidae
Product: SCO-spondin-like
Source: RefSeq, a predicted model, not a curated record
GAUUCAAGUGCGAUCCUCACAUCACUACUUUAGAUGGACGUCAGUACAGUUUCCAAGGCAUGUGUUGGUACACUCUUGUAAGAGAUUGCAUGAGCACAACACCUCACUUUGAAAUCACAGCCGAGUUAACACCCAGGGAAGAUAUCGAAGAAGUCAGGACAAGAGCUGUUGCCAUUAACGUUACAGUGGGAGGUGAAUGCGUUCUCGUUAACAAUGACAAUGUGGUUACUACAAGUGCUGAUAGUCUUAGCAAAAUAAACAUAGUGCACGAUGGCGAUAUGGCAAUUCUAAGUUUCAAUCUCAAGGACACGACAUUCAAGAUAUUCUGGAAUGGAAGAAAACACACCUUCAAUAUCGAAUUCACUGGUGAUUAUUAUCGUGGAAAGAUGUGUGGUCUGCUUGGUGAUGGUGAUGGUAAUACCAAAAAUGACUUCAAGAAACCUGAUGGUGUAGUUGUAAAAGAUAUUAAAGAGUUUGGUGAGAGCUGGAAAGUUGCUGGCAAAACAUGCUAAUGAUCAUUUUCAAUUGCUGACCUAUAUAAAGCUUGCAAAUCUUCGUCAACGUCUUACCAGUUUAUUCAGUUUGGGAUAUAAAAAUUUGAGUUUGGUGUUGGGCAUAGAUUUAGUAUUAUUCGUUUUUUGGCGCAAUAAAUAUAAUGUAAUAUUGGCAUAA